AUGGCGGCGACAACAUCCUCAAACCAGGGCUGGGCCCAACUACGACAACAAGCCCGCUCGCUCGAAACACAGACCGAAAUGGUCCUCCACACAUACGCCCAGUUCUCGAACCAGACCAACAUCCCACCGAAACCGACAGAUGAGGAAAGACAGACGGAAACGAGGUUACAGGAGCUUCUGGACAAGCGCGAAUCCGUAAUUUCCCACCUCACCCGCAUCCUAACCUCGGACCCGUCCCCUUCCGCAAUGAAACAAAACAACCUCUCCCUCCUGCGCGACAAGCUCUUGGACCACCGGCGGGACCUCUCCCGACUGCGGUCGACGCUCGAGUCGGCCCGCACGCGCGCCAACCUGCUGGGCAGCGUGCGCGACGAUAUUUCGGCAUACCGCGCCGCCAACCCGGAACAGGGCGAAGCCGACUACAUGCUGGACGAGCGGGGCAGGCUGGACCGCAGCCACGACGUGGCCGACAGCGUGCUGAGCCAGGCGUACGCGGUGCAGGACUCGUUCGCUUCGCAGAGGGAAAGAUUGGCGCACAUCAACAGGCGGAUUACUCUUGCGGCGAGCCAGGUGCCGGGGAUCAAUACGCUGAUUACGAGGAUCUCGGCGAGGAAGAGGAGGGAUGGGAUCAUCAUGGGGUCGUUUAUUGCGUUUUGCUUUUUGAUGUUUUGGUUCUUCUCAUAA
Molecule: messenger RNA, 684 nt
Organism: Sordaria macrospora k-hell
Lineage: Eukaryota; Fungi; Ascomycota; Sordariomycetes; Sordariales; Sordariaceae
Biological process (GO): vesicle fusion; endoplasmic reticulum to Golgi vesicle-mediated transport
Cellular component (GO): Golgi membrane; cis-Golgi network; SNARE complex
Molecular function (GO): SNAP receptor activity
Source: RefSeq, a predicted model, not a curated record